This is a messenger RNA of Malassezia globosa CBS 7966, 1164 nucleotides long. RefSeq lists its product as uncharacterized. Gene Ontology annotation, biological process: regulation of DNA-templated transcription. Lineage: Eukaryota; Fungi; Basidiomycota; Malasseziomycetes; Malasseziales; Malasseziaceae. The transcript has a single exon. Gene Ontology annotation, molecular function: DNA-binding transcription factor activity. The coding region runs from base 1 to 1164 and encodes 387 amino acids. The record is from RefSeq and is a predicted model, not a curated record.
AUGGGAUCGACGCUUCCCGCGCCAGACGACGUCCACAGGGUGACCGGACCUGUCCAAACGCAAACUGCCUCUGAGGCUCUGAUGGACCACCUUUCCUCAACUCUACCUCUGUUUUCUGCCCCUAGCGAGUCUCUGCAAUCAGAAUGGAGUGAUACUUCACCCAACCUUGCAGACUCCUUGCUAUCUAUGGACUUUGAUUCUACCAGCACGCUUGGCACAUCACUUUAUCAAAGUGAGAUCCCUUCAGAUUCUUCAUUAUCACCAUUGGCAACGCCUAAAGAUGCUGUGGGAUCAAGAUUGUUCGCACCGGUUGAUGCCGUUGUAUUGCCCACUACCGACGCAUUUUGUCACUGGCCCGACAGCGACGCAUUGUCCGAACCCAAUAGCAAGCGCGCACGUCUAAAUGAGCCUUGCUGUCUCCCUGAUUCUAUAAUUAAGCAAGACUUUACUCUUUUUCCGGAUGACGAUGAGCAGCAGUCGCGCCGUCAAGUCCCUUCCUCUCUCCAAACCAGUCUCGUCACAGGUGAUGAGUCAGCUUCUGUUUUAAACCUGCUUGAUUCACUCAAUUCAUCAGUCUGUGAUGCAUCACCAUUCCUCUCGCCAGAGCCAACGUCGACAUCGGCUUUGAGCAAGGUCUUUUCUCCUAACACACACCCUCCAGCGUCUCUAACCCAAACGGCUAAUAAGUCACCAAUACCAGAGAUCGCUGGAACAGAGGGAAUAACAUCACGUUCUUCAGCAACAACACUAGUGCCUGCAAGUGCUGAUCUUGCUGACGCGGUCAAGUCGUUCAGGGGCACACACAGACGACGACGUGAUGCUCACGAGCUCUUGCCUCUUAAUGCACCUGUCCAACCAAGAACCUAUCACACCGAGUCUGCUACGUCGCGUCGAGAUUCAAAGGAGCAAUCAUCGGUGUCACCAGCUGAACCACCUCUCAUUUCGGAUGGGUCGAGUCCAAGGCCAGAAAUGGACGCGCGAUCGAUGAAGAGACUCAGCAACACGAUCGCAGCCCGCCGAAGUCGCCAUCGUAAGGCUGAAGAGCUAAAGCGUUUGUAUGAGACGAUUGAAGAGCUAGAAUCACAAGUGCAACAGUGGAAGGAGCGUUGCAAUAAGGCGGAAAUGGAGCGAGACCGCCUUAGAAGAGUAGAACCACUUGUGUAG